GAGGACUUCAAUAUCAAGUUUAACAGUGACACAGCAGAAGUUGAUGAUUAUUUACUUGCUGCCGACCAAAUAAAGGCUUAUUUCCAGAUGGGAAGUGAUGAGACAAACGAUGAUCUUUACAAAACAUGGUUAAGAGAAACAGUAAAAAAUGUAUCAGCUAAAAGACUGAAGCUUAUUAAAGCCAAAGGAGGAUUAGGGUGUCCAAUUUUAACAACUAACUAUGACUCAUCACUUGAAGAGGUACUUGACAAAAAAUCAUUAACUUGGAAUGAAUAUUAUACGAAUGGUAUUGAUGAUUUGUUAGAGAAUCUCAAAGAUUAUAUUCUACAUAUAUAUAUGGACAUUUUGAAGACACAGAUGGUAUCAUUUUCAGUAGCUAUGAUUAUUAUCGACUUCUUGAAAAUAAAUCUAAGCAAUCAAGGCUGAGAGAUAUUAUGAAAACAAAAACUUUGUUAUUCAUUGGAGAUGAUAUCGAGAUGUCUGAUCCAACUCUUUCGAAUUUAUUAAAAUGGAUAUUGUUUGUAACAGAUGACAAACCAUCGGCCAUGUAUAAACUUGUCAAAUCUAAUAAGAAUAAUAUGUUUCAUCAAAUGUCAAACAUUUCAUUUUUCGAUAUGAUUAAGGAAGUUCAAGAUGGUUAUAAUGCAGAAGAUUUAAUACCAUUUCUGAAAAGUCUUCAAUUAUUUACAUCAUUAAUACGUGAAAAUUUAUCAUUUGCCGACAAAAAAGAAUUUGUUCGCAAAAAAAAUAUUUGA
Rotaria sp. Silwood1 is the source of this 755-nucleotide messenger RNA. Lineage: Eukaryota; Metazoa; Rotifera; Eurotatoria; Philodinida; Philodinidae. The record is from the annotation of a GenBank genome assembly.